AGCUUCACGACAUUGACGACUGUUUGAGAUAUCCUGUUCGCAAUUCAGAAUACACCACAUCAAUCCUGCAUAUUACAGAGUAUUUAGUCAAAAAUUGAUAUGGCAUCUCAGGGUCAAGGUUUAUUCUAGGCCGCACCACACCAUCAUGUGCAGAAUAGCCUCGCGACCAGCAUCUAAGAAUGCUGGGCUUCAUGGACUACAUUCAACAUGCCUUCCAUCUGGCCUCACAAUGGAACAGUGACAACUCAUACAGUUCGCUGACGGCCUCAGCACGAGACAUCUUAGAUUUUGACAUCCCGCGAGGGUUGCGGUUCAGCGUCUCGUCUCUUUCGUCCCCCAACUUCGCGAACUCCUACACCUUCGGCACGAGCGGCGUCGUCGAUGGCUCACUUUCGUACCUCUACUCGUCCUUGCCCUUGCAGGUCGCGUCGAGAAGCAAACACAUCGAUCUCACGGAGCUGAUCCGUGGCUAUCGUCAUGUGUUAGAGCUGCGCCGUCCCGAUAACCCUUGGUGGUGGGAGACCUGGCAUCGAGGAAAACGGGUCGACCGACUAGCGACCCUAUUGUAUGGCCGACUCUACGUUCCCGCGUCGAGACUCGAAGCGCUAUAUCUCCGCCGGAUUUCACCGACGCGUCAAGUGCAUCUUUCCUGCGUCAGCGACGAGCGACUGCAGAACGGAGGAACCAUAUUGGCCCUCCUGCAAGACGAUCGGGCCAAGUCCUCGACCGAAUACCUCUUCAGCACCGAUAGCGCCCUGCUCGGGGUCCGGGGCCUGUACAAUUUCGGCCCCGAUCCACGAUCCUCGACAUUCCCUCCCAAUCUUCUCAGUCGAUUCUCGGUAGGCGGAGAGCUCUAUUAUGGACUUCUGAACGCUUCCGGAGGCUGCUCCACUGGGCUCCGCUUCACCACUCUGCCCGCACAUGCGGGGUUUCCUUACACCAUGACGCUGACUUUGAACCCUCUCAUGGGGAACCUCAGCUCUACCUAUUCAGUUAAAGCCGGGAGAAAUCUGUCCAUGUGCAGUCGGUUUGAUUUCAAUUUCUACAGCUACGAGAGCGAUUUUGUGGUUGGCUGGGAGGUCUGGAGAAGGCGUGCGCGCCCGAUGGAGUCAGCAUCUGACCGGUUGGCAGAAGACGUCCUCAGCAAACCAGUCCCAACCCUGCGGGAUAAGGAGGACGAUGUGGAGGGGGUCCUCAAAGCUCGCAUUGACCAGAACUGGAGGAUUGGUCUCCUCUGGGAGGGGCGGAUCAAGGAACUCCUAGUGACACUAGGUGCGAGCAUCGACCUACGGAAUCGCGACCAAAUUGCGAGGUCCGUUGGCCUGGAAAUCCAAUAUUCUUCUUAAUGAAGAUGAAGAGAACCCGAACCGAGAAGGGGCGGCUUUUCUACAGCCCUGGGAGAACAGCUAACAGAUCCUUCCGCUGAAUCAUCAUAGUGUGCGCUCCUUUUCAAAGGGGCUAACCUCCCCCCCUGC
Molecule: messenger RNA, 1475 nt
Organism: Eremomyces bilateralis CBS 781.70
Lineage: Eukaryota; Fungi; Ascomycota; Dothideomycetes; Eremomycetales; Eremomycetaceae
Exons: 3
Coding region: 180-1346 (388 amino acids)
Biological process (GO): mitochondrial outer membrane translocase complex assembly; establishment of mitochondrion localization; phospholipid transport
Cellular component (GO): ERMES complex; SAM complex
Source: RefSeq, a predicted model, not a curated record